Guyanagaster necrorhizus is the source of this 4961-nucleotide messenger RNA. RefSeq lists its product as uncharacterized. Gene Ontology annotation, molecular function: ABC-type transporter activity; ATP hydrolysis activity; ATP binding. The record is from RefSeq and is a predicted model, not a curated record. Lineage: Eukaryota; Fungi; Basidiomycota; Agaricomycetes; Agaricales; Physalacriaceae. Gene Ontology annotation, cellular component: membrane. Gene Ontology annotation, biological process: transmembrane transport. The transcript has 22 exons. Bases 325 to 4797 code for a protein of 1490 amino acids.
GCCACGCUCAACAUCUGUCACGCGCCGGGAAUCUUCACUGAGGCUCUACCCUUUCCUUGGGUCCAUCUACACUAAGCCUUCCGAAGGGCGCGCCAAAAAAAAUACAGUACUUUUCAUAUCAGUUCUCGUGACUGAAUAAUUAAUAAUUUGUGCGGCGUUUCACUCUUCUUAUUAUGGUUCUUGCUAUGUCAGAUACCAUUACAACUGUCAGCAAAGUGCCUUAGCGCGUUGCCUGGAGCGCAGGAAUAUAUAGGGGCGGCCCACGGCGCCCACGUAAAGCACCCCAUCAGUUUAUCCGGCUAUCCAGCCUAGUCUCGGAAACUGAUGAUUGCGGGAGGUUUCGUUGACACGUCCUUGGGGUGUUACGCGUAUCGAGCCGAUUACAUCUUGGUUAAGAUAUAUAUUUAUGGAUGGCUGCGCUGUGAAAUUAACCGCAUCUCCACAUUUCCUCCAAUCCAUAUCAUGCCCGGGGAAGAGACUCAAGCGCCUUCUUCUGGGGAGUCGGCCAUUUCCCACGUUGAUGUCAACUACUUCAAUCCUGAUGGCGACGGAGAAUUGCGUAGGUCUCUCAGUCGAAUGUCGGCGGCGACCCAGAAUAUCGAAGAAACAGGAUCUUCGGAUACGCUCCACGCUUUUGAUUUACGAAAAGUAUUGGAACAAGUAGCUGAACAGCGUGAAAAAGCGAAUAUCAAGUCACGAGAAUUGGGAGUCAUGUUUGAAAAUUUGCGAGUCAUCGGACUCGGUGCCACGGCUUCGUAUCAACCAACUCUGGGAUCGACUCUCAACCCUUUGGGUAUCGUGGAAGGCAUCCAGGCCGCUCGACAUCCCCACACGCGCGACAUUCUAUCAGGUUUCGAGGGAGUUGUGAACCCGAGUGAAAUGUUGUUGGUACUGGGGCGCCCCGGGUCAGGCUGCACGACCCUGCUCAAGACUCUGGCUAAUCAACGCGGUGAAUAUCACGCUUUCGAGGGCGAUGUCCAUUUCGACUCUCUUAGCCAUCGCGAUGUCUACAAGAAUUAUCGCGGCGACGUUGUUUACUGUCCCGAAGAUGACGUCCAUUUCCCUUCCCUUACUGUCGAGCAGACAAUUAAAUUUGCGGCUAAAUUGCGUGCGCCUCACCUUCGUCUGGGAUAUUCUCGAGAGGAUUAUGCCGAACACAUCACUGAACUAUUGACCACCGUCUUUGGUUUGAAACACGUGAGAAAGACCCUUGUCGGCGAUGCUGCUAUUCGUGGUGUGUCUGGUGGGGAGAAAAAACGCGUGUCCAUUGCAGAGGUUCUUGCAACCCGGGCAUGCGUGGCGUCCUGGGAUAACUCUACUCGCGGUCUUGAUGCGUCCACCGCUCUUGAAUUCGUCCGUGCCCUUCGCAUUGCCACCGAUAUUGCGAAAAUGACAACCAUCGUUUCCCUGUAUCAAGCCGGGGAGUCACUGUACAAACUUUUUGAUAAGGUCUGCGUGAUUUACGAAGGCAAGAUGGCAUAUUACGGCCCUGCUAACGAAGCGCGCUCCUAUUUCAUCGAUAUGGGUUAUGAGCCUGCCAAUCGUCAAACUACUGCGGAUUUUCUCGUUGCCGUUACCGAUCCCAAUGGCCGGAUACCGCGUUCAGACGCCUUGCAUCUUCCCCGGACUGCGGCGGAAUUUGCAGCCCACUUCCAAACUUCGGGGAUUUCCAAAGCGAACAAGGCCGAGAUUCAGCUUUUCAAGGCGGAACGUGUAGGCAAAGCCGAUAUGGUUCAGUCGUACAAGGAGAGCGCACGAGAGGAUCAUUCGAAGCAUACACGAUUGGGUUCCUCACACUUGACAUCACUGCCGAUGCAGGCUAGAGCGGUCAUGCUACGGCGAAUACAGAUCCUGAGAGGGAACUUGUUGGCGACGAUUUUGAAUCUUUUUUCCUUCCUCUUCCAAGGUAUCAUUAUUGGCUCCGUGUAUCUCAAAAUCUCUACUUCCACGAAUGCAUACUUUUCUCGUGGGGGUGUCUUGUUCUUUGCAUUGUUUUUCUCUGCUUUGAUCUCCAUGGCCGAAAUCCCUGCACUCUAUGCUCAACGGCCUAUCAUACUUCGACAACACUCGUGGGCGCUAUAUCAUCCCUUUAUCGAUCAAGUGGCUUUGGUUCUGGUCGAUAUCCCCAUGGCCUUUGCAUCGUCGGUGAUCUUUUCGGUCUUAAUCUAUGAGAUGGCGCAAUUACAGCAGUCAGCGGGACAGUUCUUCAUAUUCUUCUUGUUCAUGUUCGUCGUCUCCAUUACGAUGAAGAGUUGGUUCCGUGCCGUCGCGUCCGCUUUCGCGGCAGAAGCGCUUGCCCAAACGUUUGCUGGUAUUUCUGUAUUGGCUUAUGCUGUCUAUACCGGGUAUUCACUGCCUUUACCAUCGAUGAUCGGUGCUCUCAAAUGGAUAUCGUAUCUCAAUCCUUUGAGGUGGGGUUUCGAAUCAGUCAUGACCAACGAAUUUCGCUCUAUCAAUGGCAGCUGUGGUUCCUUGGUUCCGCGUGGAGCAGGAUACGAGAAUGUCUCCUUGGACAAUCAAGUAUGCCCUGUCGUCGGAGCGCAAUCCGGCCAGGCUUUCGUUGAUGGAAACACCUUUGCGUACCUUUCAUUUGAUUAUCGUUUCAGUCACACUUGGCGGAAUUUUGGCAUCAUCAUCGCUUUCCUUGUCGUGUAUACCUCAGCUCUCCUCAUUUUCACUGAAGUCAAUACAAAGUUAACUUCGGCAAACUCCGUCGUCUUGUUCAAGCGUGGGGCAAAAACCGAUGCAGUGCCGAAGAAAAGCUCCGACAAUGAUGACGCCGAGAAGGCUUCUCAAACCACAACACGAGGUGGGGGUCUGAGUGACGAGGAAAAGUCUGGCGAUUACGAUAAGGCGCUUAAGUCAACGCCUUCUGUGACGGAUGUGUUUUCCUGGCAGCACUUGACUUACACCGUUCCAGUUGCGGACGGAAAACGAAGACUUUUGAAUGGUGUUUCUGGAUUUGUGGCCCCGGGAAAACUCACUGCACUGAUGGGGGAAUCGGGUGCUGGUAAAACGACCCUUCUUAAUGUCUUGGCGGAGCGUGCCAACGUUGGUGUCAUUACUGGCGACCGGUUCGUUAAUGGACAUGCCCUCCCAAGGGAUUUCCAAUCUCAAACUGGAUACUGUCAACAGCAAGAUACUCAUGUUGGAUCGGCGACCGUCCGCGAGGCGCUUUUAUUCUCCGCGCAAUUGCGUCAGCCCUCAUCUGUACCUCUGAGUGAAAAAGUGGAAUAUGUGGAGAAAUGUAUCCAGCUUUGUGGUUUGGAACCGUAUCGGGACGCGACUGUCGGUUCUUUGAGCAUUGAAAACCGGAAACGGACGACCAUCGGCGUGGAACUAGCAGCGAAGCCCAAACUACUGUUGUUUCUUGAUGAACCAACCUCUGGUUUGGAUUCCCAAAGCGCUUGGGCAAUCAUGCUUUUCCUUCGUGAUCUUGCAGACAAUGGACAAGCCAUUUUGUGCACCAUCCAUCAACCAUCGGCAGAACUCUUCCAAAUGUUCGAUCGUCUGUUGCUUCUCCGGAAAGGUGGUGAGACCGUCUAUUUUGGCGAUCUAGGUCACAAUGCCACGACCCUCAUCGACUACUUCCAUGCUCACGGGUCACGUCGAUGUGAGCCGGAGGAGAACCCUGCUGAGUUUAUGCUUGACGUCAUCGGCGCCGGUGCAUCUGCGACCACGAGAGAGGAUUGGCAUGAGAUCUGGUGUAACUCGGACGAAUUCACGAAGGUUCAGGGACAGAUCCAGGAAAUACACGCCAAAGGGCGUUCGCAGCCUGCGGUGGGAACUACCUUGCAUUCGGAGUAUGCCACAUCUUGGUUCCAUCAAGUGGUACAGCUCGUUAAGCGUGAUGCUUCCGACCAUUUCCGCGAUCCUAGCUACAUGAUGGCCAAGAUGAUGCUGAAUAUUAUCGCUGGUCUUUUCCUUGGAUUUUCAUUCUUCAAGUCAAAGCAUACGCAACAGGGUACACAAAACAAACUCUUCUCUAUCUUCAUGUCCACCAUCAUUAGUGUUCCUCUGGCGAAUCAGCUUCAGAUUCCCUUCCUCAAUAUGCGCUCCAUCUACGAAAUUCGCGAACGUCCAAGCCGCAUGUACACUUGGACUGCCUUGGUGACUUCGCAGAUCCUCGUCGAGGUACCCUGGAAUAUCCUCGGGUCAUCUCUAUACUUCUUCUGCUGGUACUGGACGUCUGGGUUUACCAGUGAUCGUGCGGGAUACAGCUAUCUCAUGAUGUGCUUGAUAUUCCCGUUGUACUAUACUACGAUUGGGCAGAGCAUCGCUGCUAUGAGUCCCAAUGCGGAGAUCGCUGCUAUUCUCUUUAGUUUCCUCUUCUCGUUCGUGCUCACGUUUAAUGGUGUUGUGCAGCCUUAUCGAGAGCUCGGAUGGUGGAAGUGGAUGUACCGUCUCUCCCCGUACACUUAUCUUAUUGAGGGUGUGCUGGGCCAAGCCGUCGGUCACCAGGAUGUUACGUGCUCGUCAGUGGAACUGGUCACCCUCAAUCCCCCCGCUGGACAAACAUGCAGCCAGUACAUGCAAACCUACAUUGCAAGAGCGGGUGGGUACCUCACCAAUCCCGAUGCUUCGUCAGCCUGUGGCUUCUGCUCGACUCGCACCACUGAUGAAUUCUUGUCCAACAAUUUCAAUAUUUUCUACUCACAUCAUUGGCGGAACGUUGGACUAAUGGCCGCUUUCAUUGUCUUCAACAUUGUAGCAACUUUCGCAUUCACUUUCUGGUUUAGAAUCCGUACCCGGAGCGUACUAGACAUUAUUCGUGGCCGUGGACGUAACACGCAUUAAGUAGAAGUGAUGACUCAUACUGUAACACUUAGUCGACUUAUAGAUACUAGACCUACUUAGCCGUCUCUAAUUAGACGGUGCUAUCAUUUUAGACAUUAUUUAAUUAUGGACGAUGAAUGUUCCGUGGACAAUGCAUUAACGCUAGAAUUUUUGAUGAAAAUUAU